Molecule: messenger RNA, 447 nt
Organism: Paramecium tetraurelia
Lineage: Eukaryota; Ciliophora; Oligohymenophorea; Peniculida; Parameciidae
Exons: 2
Source: RefSeq, a predicted model, not a curated record
AUGAACAGCUAACUGUUCCCAAGCUCCAAAAUUUAACAUAAAAUCAGAUUUUAGAAGACUACCAAAAUAAACAUCAGAUAAAUUUAUAGAAAAAAUGAAGAUCAUUAACAAAACAUGGAUUUAAAGAAUAGAGGUCUUGAAAUAAAGACGAAUCUCAAUGAUUUAACAAUCCUUAGCGAUCUAAAAAAUAUCUAAAAACAAAUUAAAACAUUAAAUAUACUACCUAAAAACUUAGAAUACUUGUUCAAAUUAGGGUGGUGUUAUUGCACAACUCACAGCAAUAAAAGAAUUAUAUUUAAUCAUAUACUAGAAGAUCAUUUAAGCCUCCCCUACUAAAUGUUCUUAGAAUCAAUAACAUCAAAUGGAUUCAAUAAUUAUAAUAAGGACAGAAUCGAGUAAGAAAACGAUAAAUUAUAUAAAUAACACAUUAUAGAUAAGAGAAUCUGA